AUGGGAACUAGUCCUUUAGGUCAUGCUUACGGGACCCCAAAUGAGGAUGCAGGUAUAGCUGCUGUGAAGGAGGCGUAUCGAUUGGGGAUCAAUUUCUUCGACACAGCACCGUUCUAUGGUUCUGGCUCAGCAGAGCGGUUGCUUGGUAGAGCUAUCAAGGGACUGCCUAGAGAAGACAUCAUCAUUUCGACAAAGGUGGGCAAGUAUGGGCCAGGGCAGCCGGUGGACUUUGGCGCUGACCGAGUGACUCGUAGCGUGUCAGAGUCCCUAGAGCGCCUGGAUGUGGAUUACAUCGAUGUCAUUCUGGUGCAUGAUGUGGAGUAUGCUGACGAUCUCCAACAGAUGAUCAAAGACACGUUUCCGGCGCUUGCAAAGCUGAGGGAUGCGGGCAAGAUCAAGUACAUCGGGUUCUCAGGCCUGCCGCUUGAUGCUUUCACCUACAUCCUGGACAAGGUGCCAAAGGGUACAGUGGAUUUGAUUCUGUCAUACUGCCACAAAUGCCUCAAUGACGACACCCUCGAAGACCUGCUGCCCUACUUCAAGGAGAAGGGUGUGGGUGUCAUCAGCGCAUCAGUCACCUCCAUGGGCCUCUUCACCAAACAGGGAGCGCUAGACUGGCAUCCGGCGCCCAAGCCAGUGCUGGAGGCAGCGAUAGAGGCCAGGCAGCGAGCUGCAAAACACGGCGUCGACAUUGGAACUCUGGCCAUCAAGCAUGCUGUGAAGGCGGACGGCGUCAUCACACUUGUCGGCAUGAGGACACCCGAAGAGGCGCAGGCGGAUGCGCAGAUUGUGCUGGAGGGGCUGGGGUUAGUCAAGAGCAACAAUGCUGAUGCUGAGGAAGCUGCCAUGAAGGAGGUCACUGAAAUUCUGAAGCCUCACAUGGGUGUCACAUGGCAGACUGGCAACCCCAACAAUCGGACGUGA
Messenger RNA from Coccomyxa subellipsoidea C-169, 924 nucleotides. Its product is annotated as Aldo/keto reductase. The record is from RefSeq and is a predicted model, not a curated record. Lineage: Eukaryota; Viridiplantae; Chlorophyta; Trebouxiophyceae; Coccomyxaceae. The coding region runs from base 1 to 924 and encodes 307 amino acids. The transcript has 9 exons. Gene Ontology annotation, molecular function: oxidoreductase activity. Gene Ontology annotation, cellular component: cytosol.